GCAGUUCUCCAGCAGGUAUCCCCGAGCUGUGCGUCUGACAGCAGAGCAUCUGACUGACCUCCAAGCAUCAAGCCCGAGGAAAACCUCAGGAGAAAAAAGCGACAGUCAAAGAUUUUCAUUGAAAUCCCGACAGACUGCUGGACUGAAGGAUGUUGCUGUGUGCCUGUGUGAUACUCUUGGUGGCCUCAGAUCUGGGCCUCUGUUUGGAGGAAGCCGAGCUAGACGCCCAGUGGGAACAGUGGAAGAACAUCUAUGGCAAAAACUACAGAAAUGAACCUGCGAUGAUAGUGCCGAGGUCCCUCUGCUUCACCCCUGUGAAGGAUGAUGAUGAUGUUGAAGAGCACCGGAAGGAGAUCUGGAAGGAGAACAUGCAUACGAUUGAAGUCCACAACCGAGAAGCAGAACAGGGCAAACACUCCUACAUUCUGGGGAUGAACCACCUCGGAGACAUGACCUCAAAGGAAAUGUCUGAGAAGAUGACGUGCUUCAGGGGGCCAACACAUCAUGAAUCACUCAGUCAUUACGAAGGCAAAACCAUUGAGUCUCAGUGUAAGACAGAAGCCAAGCUGCAGGAGAGCUCUGAAGACACGGUUUACAAUAAGAAUUGCUCACUGGCGGCGUUACCCAAAUCUAUCGACUACCGUGAGAAAGGCAUGGUGACUCCAGUCAAAGACCAGGGAUCAUGUUUCUCCUGUUGGGCAUUCAGUGCUGUGGGGGCCCUCGAGGGACAGUUGGCCAAGACGACGGGCCAACUGCUGAACCUCAGUCCUCAGAACCUGCUGGACUGUGACAAUCAGAGUGAUGGCUGCAAAGGAGGACACAUGACCACGGCCUUUGAGUAUGUUGAAGAGAAUGGAGGCAUUAACUCUGAGGAGGACUACCCGUACACGGCAGAGGUCGACAGGUGCCGCUACAAUUCAUCAGCCUUUGCAGCCCAGUGCAAAGGCUUUAAGAAGAUCCCAAAGGGGGACGAAUGUGCCCUGGCUCAAGCCCUGCAUGAUGUGGGUCCCCUGUCUGUGGCUAUCAACGCAGUCCCCAUCAUGCUAUAUGGGAAGGGUGUUUACAACGACCAAAAAUGUAACGAAAAGAAACCCAAUCAUGCCGUGCUGUUAGUGGGCUAUGGAGAGACCGCAGAGGGGGUGAAAUACUGGAUUGUGAAGAACAGCUUUGGGACGGAUUGGGGCGAGGAGGGUUACAUCCGGAUUGCACGUGACCAUGGCAACCACUGUGGUAUUGCCAGCGACGCCAGCUACCCGGUCCUGUGAAAGGGGAAAUGGACGGAAACAGAGGAAAAUAAAGGAGGUGAAAAAUAACUAAAAAAGAGAAGUGAUGAACCUGCCUGCGACACACUUGUUGUUCAACGCCCAAUUGUGACUUUUGAAGUUA
Seriola aureovittata is the source of this 1386-nucleotide messenger RNA. RefSeq names its product procathepsin L-like. Gene Ontology annotation, biological process: immune response. Gene Ontology annotation, molecular function: cysteine-type endopeptidase activity. Gene Ontology annotation, cellular component: lysosome. Lineage: Eukaryota; Metazoa; Chordata; Actinopteri; Carangiformes; Carangidae. The transcript is spliced from 12 exons. The coding region runs from base 150 to 1265 and encodes 371 amino acids. The record is from RefSeq and is a predicted model, not a curated record.